Messenger RNA from Stegostoma tigrinum, 1500 nucleotides. RefSeq names its product lactosylceramide 4-alpha-galactosyltransferase-like. The transcript has 2 exons. Gene Ontology annotation, molecular function: acetylglucosaminyltransferase activity. The record is from RefSeq and is a predicted model, not a curated record. Lineage: Eukaryota; Metazoa; Chordata; Chondrichthyes; Orectolobiformes; Stegostomatidae. Gene Ontology annotation, biological process: protein O-linked glycosylation. Bases 188 to 1306 code for a protein of 372 amino acids.
CAUUUGACUAUGAAGUGCAAUUGAGACUUUUAGCCAAUGUUGUUUGCCUAGCUGCAGGCUUUCUGAUCAGAGAAAACUGCAAUCCGUGCCGCUGUCCUGGUUUUAACACUUCAAUCGCGGGAGAGACCAGCCCCAGCAGAAGAAUCUACGUUGAAAAUUUGAACAUUGCUUCGCAAUAGUCACAAAAAUGAGCCAAUUUUCCAAAAAUUCAUCUGACGAUAAGCAGAAACAGCAGCAGAAUUUCAUUAAGAGAUAUUUAGUAUCAAAGAAUAAAGUAAAAAAUAAUUUACAGUGUAAGUUAUGGAUAUGUAGUCUGAUUUUGCUCAAGUUGGUAUCAUUGACAUUAAUGCUGCACUACAGAGGUGAUGCCCAAAGCCUACCUGUAAAGUACAGGUUAGACAAUAACAUCAAGUGUCCAUCCAUUGACUUCAAUAAUGGUACAGAUGGUGACUACCAUGCUCACGAUAAUACAACUAUUUUCUUUGUGGAGGUCUCUGACCGAACUAAUCCUACUUUUUUAUCCUUGUGUUCUGUGGAAUCUGCAGCAAGAUCUCAUCCCAGGGCCAAGAUUGUCUUUUACAUGAAGGGUCUUUCAGCUGCAAAAGCUAAAACCUUUGGGAUUUCCUUACUGAACUGUUUUCCUAAUGUUGAGAUCAGGCCAUUAGACCUGAUAGAUCUUUUCGCAGACACACCGUUGUCUUUGUGGUAUUCCAGAUUGCACCAGUGGUGGCAACCUUAUCUAAUACCAACCAUCGCCGAUGCCUGCAGGCUUGUCCUUUUGUGGAAAUAUGGUGGGAUUUACUUAGACACGGACAUUAUUGUUCUCAAAAAUCUGUUAAAUCUCACCAACAGCCUUGGCAAAGAAGAACAGUAUUUACUGAAUACAGCCUUUUUGUCUUUUGAUCGGGGCCAUGACUUUAUUGGAAACUGUUUGAAGGAUUUUGCUGAGCACUUCAAUGCAUGGAUCUGGGGCCACCAAGGUCCCCAGUUAGUAACCCGUGUUCUUAAAAAGUGGUGUCAAAAGAGGAGCGUAGCCAAGAUUCAGCAGUGCAAAGGAGUGAGUGUGUUACCUCCUGAGGCUUUCUAUCCAAUUCCUUGGCAGGACUGGAAAAAAUACUUCAAGGUAAUGAGCAGGUCUGAAGCUCAGAGGUUACUGAAAAAUUCUUAUGCGGUACAUAUAUGGAAUAAAAUGAGUCAUGGAACUUCGUUUUCGAGGGGAUCGAAAGUGAUGAUUGACCAACUGUGCUCAGUUUACUGUCCCAUCUCGUAUCAAGUAAUGAGGUGGCAGCAAAACUUGGAACACUGAAAAUAUAGCAAUGAUUACAACAUGACUUUGAAGGUGGAUUUAAAAAUUGAAAUCAAACCAUGUCAGCUGUAAGAUUUGAUUUUAAAGGUAUGCAUUUUUGAAGUUGUGCCCCAAUUUAAAAUGACCAUGCGUGUUUCAGGAUAAUGAGCUGUUAAAAGUGGAUGUAUAAUUGUAAUAACAAUAAAUGCUGUCAU